UCAAACUCAAUCUAAAUUAGAAUUUUCCUCACAAACAAGUACAAUACAUUUAUGGUAAGGAUAUUACACUCACUUUUCCCUUUUUUUUGACAGGUUUACAUUUAAUUAACCUGGUCGAGUGGACAACUACUAUAAAAUCUGUGGUGGGCUUUGAGUUGGACACUGAACCAAGACAAUCUCCUCGUCCUUUCUUUAAUUCUAUUUGUUGAUGAUGAUGAUGAGUAAAGGUAGAAGUGUUCCGAAAAGCACAAGCUAUGAAUUCGGGAGCGAGCUAAGAAGAGGGCCAUGGACCCUUGAGGAAGACAAUCUUCUCAUUCAGUAUAUAAGUUGCCACGGCGAAGGCCGCUGGAAUUCCUUAGCCAAAUUUGCAGGGCUGAAGAGAACAGGGAAAAGCUGCAGAUUGAGGUGGUUGAACUAUUUGAAGCCUGACAUAAAGCGUGGAAACCUCACCCCGCAUGAACAACUCACCAUUCUUGAACUCCAUUCCAAAUGGGGAAACAGGUGGUCCAAAAUUGCGCAGCAUUUACCAGGGAGGACAGACAAUGAAAUCAAGAAUUACUGGAGAACAAGGGUGCAGAAACAGGCCCGUCAGCUCAAGGUUGAUUCCAACAGCAAGAAAUUCCUCGAAGCAAUUCGCACGUUUUGGAUGCCAAGAUUGAUGGAAAAAAUGGAGCAAGAUUCAUCCCUAACAUCCUCUCCCUCUUCCUCAAUCUCAUCCAUGGAGACUCAAAAUUUUACAGCCCCUUCACCAGUUUCCAGCCAGGUACCUCAGCCCUCAUCAAAACCCGGCAACGGGGUGAACAGUUCAGACAGUAAUUACUCAGCCAAAAUCUCACCGCUGCCAGCUGAGAGUUUAGUAACUGGUAAAAUCCAAUCUGAAAAUUCACUAGAGGACAAUUAUUACUAUGUGGGGAGUCCUAGCUAUGACAUGCAAGAACUGGAGGCCCAAGAUAUUUCCCUGUCGGAAUGCCAUGUGGCGGAGAUCGAUUGGUUCUGGAACACUGAUGAAUUGUGGCAAUUCCGGAAGCCUGGAGAAGUUGGUGUCUGUCUAGAUAUAUAGAUCUUAGAGUUUGAAAUUGAAGUGGCCCUUGUUUUUGUAGUAGGGUCAAGAAAAAGGUGACUGAAAGUCUAGUUUAUGAUAAUGCUUAUGUUUCUGUUGGCUACUCUCUAAGUGAUAAAAUUCCAUGUCUACUGUGAAAUCAAUCACUUCCAACUAUAUAUCUAUCAUGAAAAGGAUUGGGAUCGGUAGGUUUAGGGCUAGUCCUAGUGUCAUCUAAUCAACUUUUCCCUUAUGAAUUUUCUUUGUAGAAUUAAUAAUAAACGAGCCCUUGUGUUUGAA
Molecule: messenger RNA, 1339 nt
Organism: Sesamum indicum (sesame)
Lineage: Eukaryota; Viridiplantae; Streptophyta; Magnoliopsida; Lamiales; Pedaliaceae
Gene: MYB62
Product: myb domain protein 62
Biological process (GO): regulation of DNA-templated transcription
Cellular component (GO): nucleus
Molecular function (GO): DNA-binding transcription factor activity; sequence-specific DNA binding
Source: RefSeq, a predicted model, not a curated record